Molecule: messenger RNA, 3963 nt
Organism: Capronia epimyces CBS 606.96
Lineage: Eukaryota; Fungi; Ascomycota; Eurotiomycetes; Chaetothyriales; Herpotrichiellaceae
Exons: 4
Coding region: 1-3963 (1320 amino acids)
Molecular function (GO): nucleic acid binding; ATP binding
Source: RefSeq, a predicted model, not a curated record
AUGUCCGUCUACAAAGCAAGGUCAAAAGUGUCUCUAGGUCCCGCGCCCCCUGUCAUCCAGGGUAUCCAACUUGUUCCAGCCACAGCACUACCUGAUAAACUUCGCUCGGUGUUCAAGUUUGAUGUUUUCAACGCCAUUCAGUCCAAGUGCUUCGCUAUUGCCUUCGAAACUGAUGACAAUAUGAUCGUGUCAGCCCCAACAGGAAGCGGCAAAACAGUCGUCAUGGAGCUUGCCAUUUGCAGGCUCAUGGCUGAAUUUCGAGGGAAGGACUUCAAGAUAGUCUACCAGGCUCCCACAAAGUCACUUUGUUCCGAGAGGUAUCGAGACUGGCACGUAAAAUUCGGUGUGCUCAACCUGCAGUGCGCCGAGCUCACAGGUGACACGGACUCCAGCCACUUGCAGAACGUACAGAGUGCCCACAUUAUCCUCACGACUCCAGAGAAAUGGGACAGUGUUACUCGAAAGUGGAAAGACCACGCCAAGUUGAUGCAACGGGUGAAGCUAUUCCUCGUCGACGAGGUCCAUAUUCUCAGGGAAAGUCGCGGUGCAAUCUUGGAGGCUGUGGUCUCACGUAUGAAAUCGGUGAGUUCGGGUAUCAGGUUUGUGGCACUAUCCGCGACGGUUCCGAAUUCGGAAGACAUUGCAACCUGGCUGGGCAGAAACCCUACUUCGCAGAGCUUGCCGGCACAUCGGGAGGUCUUUGGCGAAAGCUUUCGUCCUGUGUUACUUAAGAAGCACGUUUAUGGUUUCGAAACAAAGGGCAACGAUUUCGUCUUUGAAAAGUUGUUGACACAGCAGAUACCCCAUGUCAUAGCCAACCACGGCAAAGGAAAGCCUGUGAUGAUCUUUUGUCCAACCAGACGGGCAUGUACCACUACUGCAAAGAUGCUGGCGGAUAAAUGGAUGAGCUCACAUCCCUCGCAACGUCUCUGGCGUGGACCGGACAGACCGGACAGACCGCUCUCCUUCUCAAACACCGAGGUUGAUGCCACCUCCGCAGCCGGCGUAGCUUUUCACCACGGAGGUCUAAGUGCCGAAGAUCGUCGUGGAAUUGAACAGGCUUUUCUGCAUGGGCAAAUUAAUGUCCUAUGCUGCACAUCGACCUUGGCCGUUGGUGUAAACCUACCGUGCUAUUUGGUGAUACUGAAAGGAACUACCGCCUGGACUGAUAACGGGUUCCAAGAAUAUGCUGAUCUCGAAGUUAUGCAAAUGCUAGGCAGAGCUGGCCGACCACAGUUUGAAACCUCGGCAUGUGCAGUUAUUCUCACUCGAAAGGAGAAAAUUGCCCACUAUGAACGAAUGGUCUCAGGAGAAGAGGUGCUUGAGAGCUGUCUUCACCAAAAUCUGAUCGAGCACCUCAACGCUGAAAUCGGCCUGGGUACUAUACGUGACCUGAAUGCGGCGAAGCAAUGGCUUGCGGGUACGUUCUUGCAUGUUCGACUCCAGAAAAAUCCAUCGCACUAUCGCUUCAAAGAAGACAUCGACGAGAACAGUGAGGACGAUCUGUUAGCACGGUUGUGCAAGAAGGACAUCUCAUUGCUUCAUGAAGCAGGCUUCAUCAACACAGAGCCUCAGCUGACCUCCACCGCGUACGGCGAGGCAAUGGCACGAUAUUAUGUCAGUUUCGACACCAUGAAGUUGUUUGUGGGGUUGCCUCCUAGAGGCAAGACUUCUGAAAUUCUUUCGGUAUUGGCGCAAGCACGAGAGUUUCGUGAGGUGCGGAUGCAAGCGGGCGAGAAAUCAUUCUAUAAACAGAUCAAUAAAGCACCGGAGAUCAAGUUCCCUAUAAAGGUUGACAUCGCCUUGCCAGCACAUAAAGUCUCGCUUGUGAUACAGGCCGAGUUGGGAAAUGUCGCGAUCCCUGACGACGAAAACUACAAGAAGCAUCACCAACAGCAUAGGAACGAUAAGCUCACCGUCUUUGCACAUGCCAAUCGUCUGAUCCGAUGCCUGAUCGACUGUCAAGUUCACCUAAAGGACGCCGUUUCAACGCGGCAUGCCCUUGAGCUUGGCCGGAGCCUGGCGGCUCAUGUGUGGGACAACACAGCUAGUCAGCUCAGACAGAUCGAAGGUCUUGGUGAAGUAGCUGUUCGAAAAUUGGCAUCAGCUUCGAUUAACAGCAUCGACACACUGCUCAAUACCGAGCCAUCCCGCAUUGAACUCGUCCUGGGGAAGAAUCCUCCAUUUGGUCUUGAGCUCCUGAAGAAGCUUGAGAGCUUUCCAAAUCUGAGGGUAUCCGUCAAGGAGAUAAGCAGAGAACCUCGGCCUGGACGGGGAGUGACCGUCAGCUUCGUCGCGGAAAUUGGGUUUCUGAACGUCGGACAACCGAGGAGCUUCAAAAAGAAGCAGCAGCUGUUUGUUUGCUUCUUGGCGGAAACAUCUGAUGGCGACCUCGUGGACUUCCGGAGAAUUGGCGCAAAGAAUGUGGGAAUGGGCAAUGAGGUUUUCUUGACCGUACAGCUCACAAAGCCUACCAGUCACCUUAACUGUUAUGUGAUGUGCGAUGAGAUCGCAGGCACCAGCAAAUAUGCCGAGCUACGUCUGUCAGGGAUUCCAGAUUCGAUCUAUCCUAGUCUUAGGCACUUGGAAGAGACAUCCACUGACUCUACGACAACCUCGCAUGGCAGUGGUCACGGCGCCGAUUCCUGGGACGAUGAAUUCGACGAUGGGGGAAUCGACGACCAGGAUCUUCUAUCGGUUGAAGCUCAUGGGGACAAGAUUGAAGUCAUUGAGGACAUUGACGCCAUUCUAAACGAAGAGAGCCAGCAUCAGAGGCAAUCAUUCAAGACUUCGACAGCCAUGGCUCAUCAGACAAGGCUCGAGCGUGAUGAAGACACUGAUAUUUCGGUCUACCGAGAACCAAUUAGAUUGUGCAAUGGUAGGUGGACAUGCCAGCACGAUUGCAAGGAGCGCAACAGAAAGUGCAAGCAUAAAUGUUGCGCAGAAGGCGUGACGAAACCUAGACGCCGUCCUAAGGCGGAGUCGAAGUCAAAUGGGGAAGAAAAGGUUCAGAUGACAAUGACCAGUGUGGCAACGGGUAAGUUGAAAGCAAAACCAGUUGCGCAGAAGGCGAAAAGCACAGAGAGAUUGCAGAAAUCCAGACCAAGAAGUGACAGUGAUACGGUCUCAGUGGGUGGCAAGGAACAUUCAGCGGAGCCCGCUUACAAGAGAACAAAGAUGUCAGCUGACGCAAACUUGGGGGAUAGCGGUCUGACACAGACAAGUCACAGCCGUCGGUUCUAUGGGCCUGACAAAUCUAACCCGGAGGCUAAGGUGUCGAUGAGGAAGGAGCGCGAGACGAAAGUGGAAAGCAACAGCUGUGCGGAUGAAGACGACGCUCUUUUCGACUUCUCGAACAGCAGUGCGGAUGAAGUGGAUACCGAACACCUUACGUCCCAGGCGACCAUGUCCAAAGAAGAGAAUGCACGCCCUGUUUCAGCAAUGGCCGAGGAUGACUGGUUAGAACAGGAGCAGUUUCCUGACUUUGCAACCUCGGACUUUGAUCUCGGCGGCUUUGAGCCACCACUUGACCAUGUUGCAAUGUCCGAUGUGCAUAGGCCAUGUAAAGGUCUCUUUGUUGAUGGUUUCAGCAGCAGUCCAGCCAAAACGUGGAUACCAAAUGUUGAGCAAGUUGAGAGAGAAGAAGAUGCUUUCAAUACUACCGCAGAUGGUGACAUGUGUUCGACUGAUCCUAUUGACACUAUCGACGUCGACCACCCUUUCGACCUGGCCGAUAAAGCAGGAUCACUGCCCACCACUCCCACAGAGAUCCCGGUGGACACACCGGAAGAGACAGAACUGCGAAUGAUCACAAAGGCAAGGGAGCAGUCUGCAGCGAGUGUACCACAUGAGAGCGAGGCAGAACGCCAACAGCAGUUGUACGAGGAAGACCAGAAGAAGAAAUGGGAAGGGAUUGAUCAGUGGAUUUACGAUGCGUUCCAUGAGUACGUUGAGCUUGUCUGA